GGGCUGCCACUCCCCGUCCAGCACCAGGACUCACUCGGGCUUUCGGGGCUCCUCCUUGCCAGUUGCUCGCGCUCCAGACGGCCUGGCUCUCCCCACGCCCAGCGCUGUGGUGAGGCCGUCGGCUAAAUCUCAGUUGGGGGGCCUUUCCACGGCUCCAGGGCUCUUCCAGCUCUCAGGGUCCCCCCACUGUGGGUGGUUGGUUGCUGUGGUCUUGAGUGUCGUGCAGUGUGUGUGUGUAAACGUCGCAGGUGGUACAUGCUUGUUGUGUAUCCUCGCUUGAUAUGUUUUUAUUGUUUUUUGAGAGAGGGAAGGGGGGAGAGAGAACAUCCAAAUGAGAGAAACAUCGGUUGGUUGCCUCCCGCACGCACCCCAACCGGAUGGAACUCGCAAUGGCCAGGGCGCGUCUUUACGAAUUGAAGGCAGCACCAGAAGAAAGACACUCACUGUGUUGUGACCCCGUCUCUGUGGUGGUCGCCGAGGUGACCUGCAGGAGGUCAUGGGCGGCAGGCAGUUUCUUCCCAUGUCUCCCAGGAGGCUGUGCUCGCUGUGUGGAUGCGGGUUCCUUCCGGAACUUGGCGAGACUCCCUCCAGCGCCUGCCUCCUGCCGGGACCACAGUCCCCAGGGACAGGUCCUCAGGCGUAGAAAUGCAGCAAACCAGCGGAGAGAGGGCGGGGUUCCUCAAGGAAUGAGGCGAGUGUGGUCUGUCAGGGCAGCGUGCCGCCUGCCUGCAGGCUCUGGACCGAGAUCUCAGGCCGAUGGAGUUGAGAAAUCAGACUGUGGCUCGGGGAAGGGCUGGGUCCACAUACCUGCCUUCUGUCACCUGAUCUCCGUGACAUUGGAUCAAACACGGGAACGUUUCUGUGAAGAAAUCGUGGAUGCUCGUAGGACACGAGAGAGAAAGACUGAAUGACUUCACGUCCGGGGGCAGCAUCCUGAGCACUCGCUGCUCGGAGACGCAUGAGACCAAGACGGCGCUCAUCAGCCUGUUCGGCAUCCCGCUGUGGUACUUCUCCCAGUCGCCCCGCGUCGUGAUCCAGCCGGACAUCUACCCAGGGAACUGCUGGGCAUUCAAAGGCUCACAGGGGUACCUGGUGGUGCGGCUGUCGAUGGAGAUCCACCCGACCAGCUUCACCCUGGAGCACAUACCAAAGACGCUGUCGCCCACGGGCAACAUCACCAGCGCCCCCAAGGACUUCUCCGUCUACGGACUAGAAAAUGAGUAUCAAGAGGAAGGGCAGCUGCUGGGACAGUUCAUGUUCGACCAAGAGGGGGAGUCGCUCCAGACCUUCCCCGUCCCGAAAAGACCUGAAAGAGCUUUCCAAAUAGUGGAACUUCGGAUUUUUUCUAACUGGGGCCACCCUGAGUACACAUGUCUCUAUCGGUUCAGAGUGCACGGAGACCCUGUCAAGUAGAGACGCCCCUCACUGCUGUACAUUCUGUACAUACGGGGCAGCCCGAGACACGGGACCUUCCUUCGUGAGCAAGGGUGUGGGACAUGUGACGUCCCCUGUUCAAUAAACGCUGCUGACUGCCAGCAGGACACGGGACUUAGCAAUGACUGUUGUGCCGCCCCUUGCUGUUCUAUGGGAAGCUGCGUGUUGAGGGCUUGGGUUUACGGAGACCCGUUAGCCACAGGUGAUCUCAGAAAUUCAUUUGAAUGUAUGGUUCACAAAGACACUUUGUUUGGGGGAUUUGUUUUUAAACAUAAAGCUGUUUAUAUUCCUUAUUUUCUUGACAUCAGGAACAAAGCAAAUGAUGUUAAAAGGUU
Myotis lucifugus (little brown bat) is the source of this 1769-nucleotide messenger RNA. RefSeq names its product SUN domain-containing protein 1-like. The transcript has 5 exons. Lineage: Eukaryota; Metazoa; Chordata; Mammalia; Chiroptera; Vespertilionidae. The record is from RefSeq and is a predicted model, not a curated record. Gene Ontology annotation, biological process: nuclear envelope organization. Gene Ontology annotation, cellular component: nuclear envelope; meiotic nuclear membrane microtubule tethering complex. Bases 877 to 1413 code for a protein of 178 amino acids. Gene Ontology annotation, molecular function: protein-membrane adaptor activity.